Messenger RNA from Chlorella variabilis, 249 nucleotides. RefSeq lists its product as hypothetical. Lineage: Eukaryota; Viridiplantae; Chlorophyta; Trebouxiophyceae; Chlorellales; Chlorellaceae. Gene Ontology annotation, molecular function: fatty-acyl-CoA binding. The transcript has a single exon. The annotation marks the transcript as partial. The record is from RefSeq and is a predicted model, not a curated record. Gene Ontology annotation, biological process: fatty acid metabolic process.
GCCUUCGAGGCGGCCACCCAGUUCGUUGGGGCCGCCUCGAAGGCUGGAUCGCUGUCAGAUGACCAGCUGCUGCGGUUCUAUGGGCUGUACAAGCAGGCGACGGCGGGCGCGUGCGACGCCAAGAAGCCCUCCGUCUUCGACCGCCACGGCAGGGCCAAAUGGAGUGCUUGGCAGGCGUGCAGCAUGCUCAGCAGCAGCGAGGCGCAGCAGCAGUAUGUUCAGCUGCUAGCCGAGCUCAGCCCAGCGUGG